Molecule: messenger RNA, 5746 nt
Organism: Pseudophryne corroboree (corroboree frog)
Lineage: Eukaryota; Metazoa; Chordata; Amphibia; Anura; Myobatrachidae
Exons: 13
Coding region: 1-4860 (1619 amino acids)
Biological process (GO): regulation of transcription by RNA polymerase II
Molecular function (GO): RNA polymerase II cis-regulatory region sequence-specific DNA binding; DNA-binding transcription factor activity, RNA polymerase II-specific
Source: RefSeq, a predicted model, not a curated record
AUGGAGGAAGGUCAGGUGAGGGCGAGACUCCGGCAUUUCAGUCACAUCUGGGUGACGUCUGGCCUGCACCCCUGGGUACUGGAUACAGUGUCCAGAGGGUUUGCACUGUUGGACGAUCACUAUCAGUUUCAGGCGCUGCAGUUUGUCCUCUCCACAGCACCGAAGAUCUUCACCAAGCUGAUGGUGGAGAUGAGGGUACUCCUGCGCAAGCAAGGGGUGAACAUAAUUCCGUAUCUGGACGAUCUCCUGAUCAUUGCUCUCACGACACAUCUGCUCAAGGAGCACGGUUGGGUCCUGAACCUCCCGAAGUCUCAUCUAGAGUCGACAAGGAGGCUGUCUUUCCUGGGAAUGAUCCUAGACACGUUUGUGAUAGUGUCCAAGUUCCGUAUGGAAACACUGCGUUCAAUUGUACUGGCGAUGGAACCCAGAGACUAUAUGGUAUCUCUAGAUAUUCAGGAUGUGUACCUGCAUAUACCUAUUGCCAAGUCACAUCAGCGGUAUCAGCGGCUUGCUAUUGGCAACAUACACUAUCAGUUCCAGGCUCUGCCAUUUGGACUUGCUAUGGCCCCUCAGAUCUUCACCAAGGCCAUGGCUGUAAUGACGAGACAACUCCGUCGCCAGGGAGUCAGGAUCCUGCCGUAUCUAGACGACUUGCUGACCCUGACAAAUUCCCACGAUGUCCUCUUCGGUCAUCUCCAACUGACAUCUAUAGAUGCCAAAUGUUUUACACAGAACACAAAGCUUAUUAAACCACAGACAGGUAAGGCAGGGGAGAGGCCAUUUCCAUGUUCUGAGUGUGAGAAAUGUUUUACACACAAAUCACAUCUUGUUCUACAUCAGAGAAUUCACACAGGUGAGAAGCCAUUUCCAUGUUCUGAGUGUGAGAAAUGUUUUACACAGAAAUUACAUCUUGUUACACAUCAGAGAACUCACACAGCUGAGAAACCAUUUCCAUGUUCUGAGUGUGGCAAAUGUUUUACACGGAAAUCAGAUCUUAUUACACAUCAGCGAAGUCACACAGGUGAGGAGCCAUUUCCAUGUUCUGAGUGUGGGAAAUGUUUUACACAGAAAUCAGAUCUUGUUCUACAUCAGAGAACUCACACAGGUGAGAAGCCAUUUCCAUGUUCUGAGUGUGGGAAAUGUUUUGCACAGAAAUCAGAUCUUGUUCUACAUCAGAGAAUUCACACAGGUGAGAAGCCAUUUCCAUGUUCUGAGUGUGGGAAAUGUUUUACACAGAAAUCACAUCUUGUUACACAUCAGAGAACUCACACAGGUGAGAAACCAUUUCAAUGUUCUGAGUGUGGGAAAUGUUUUACCUGGAAAUCACAACUUAUUAUACAUCAGCAAAGUCACACAGGUGAGAAGCCAUUUCCGUGUUCUGAGUGUGGGAAUUGUUUUACAUACAAACCAGCUCUUGUUGCACAUAAGAAAAAUCACACAGAUACAUCACCGUUUUCAUGUUCUGAGUGUGGGAAAUGUUUUACCUGGAAAUCACACCUUGUUGCACAUCAGCGAAGUCACACAGGUGAGAAGCCAUUUCCAUGUUCUGCAUGCUACUGGCGUCCCAGUGCAGAGGAGAAGCCGCUGAUUAUAAUUACCCGUCCUGCGGGAAAUGUAGUGAUGCGGCACAAGAGCUUGAAAGAAGUCUGUAAACUCAAAGAUGUGAAUCCUCCGAGUGUUAACAAAACUACAGAAGAGCUUGGCAAGAAGGAGCCGAUAGAGAGACAAGCACGAUCCUACGGGAACAUAGCCUUUAGCACCAUUAUAGCUAGACUGUCAAGGUCCCCCCGCCGCACGGAGGUCACAAUGGACAAAUACCUGGCCGCGUCUCUGGCUUCGAAAACACCAACACCGCUACAGCAGACGCGUCAGGAGAAACGCCGUGGAGAGCACAACAUGGCGCCGGGUGCGGAUACAGCUCCGGGGACGCCAGCAUCUAAGAAGGUGAUACCAGACCUCUUUUCUGAGACUGCGACAGGUGGAGAUGGGAAUACUGGCUCAGGUACAUUUACCUCAACAUACGCUGAUAUGAUAGCUGCUAUUCAAGCAACUGUUGAACCCCUUUUAAAUAAGGCUGUGUCAGAUAUUACUAAUCAGCUUCAACAUCUUAAUAUGAGAGUGUCUGAUACUGAAAGCCACAUCAGUACUGCUAGAGACGACAUAGACACUUUACAGAAAGAAGUCCGUAUGUUAACGACUGAUAAUACACGCCUUUCUGAGAAGUUAGAUAAUAUAGAAAAUAGAACAAGGAGAAAUAAUUUAAGAAUUAUUGGCCUCCCUGAAUCGCUGGUUGGAGCUUCUCUUGCCCAUUUUGUGAGAAUCACGCUUCCUAAGAUGCUGCAUAUCGAAGAUGCUUGUGCCGAUCUUAUAAUCGAAAGAGUACAUAGAAUUGGGGGCACAGCACAGCCUCCCCCGAAUCGCCCGAGAGCAGUUAUUUUUAAGACCUUAAAUUAUUUGCAUAAGCAAGAGAUAUGGAAAGCAGCACGUAAAGUUAAGAACCUGGAAUGGGAGGGCCAUUCCCUAAGAUUGUUUCAGGACUUUUCGGUGGAGCUAUCUAAGCUAAGGAAAUCGUUCUCACCAGUGUGUUCUGCUUUGGUUAAAGAUCAACGCAAGUUCUUCAUGAUGUUCCCAGCAAGGUUGCGGAUUUUUACUGAUUCGGGACAAUUAGACUUUACUAAUGCAGCGGAUGCGGCAGCCUUUCUGAAGGAGGAAGUCGAUGGAAAACCUGCCAAACAGUGCCCCUGCCUGUCCUCCCAGCACACCCUGCCCGACGCCAGCAGUCCGCACCUCCGCCAGCUGGUCCUCUCCAAAGGGACCGGACAGGAGGGGGAGUAUAUAGAGGAACACAGGGGUCUGUACAAGGACGUGAUGAUGGAGAAUCACCGGCCCCUCACAUCACUGGAUGGGCCCAGUAACAGAGAUACCCCAGAGAGAUGUCCCCGUCCUCUGUAUUCCCAGGACUGUACAGAGGAGAAUCACAGGAUCCCACAGGAGGAUCAGGUAGAACGUCUGUCUGAUAUAAAGGCAGAAGAUACAGAGGGAGAAGAAGAGACAUAUGUGACUGAUAUGAAGGCAGAAGAUAUAGAGGGAGAAGAAGAGACAUAUGUGACUGAUAUAAAGGCAGAAGAUAUAGAGGGAGAAGAAGAGACGGAUGUGACUGAUAUGAAGGCAGAAGAUAUAGAGGGAGAAGAAGAGACAUAUGUGACUGAUAUGAAGUCAGAAGAUAUAGAGGGAGAAGAAGAGACGUAUGUGACUGAUAUGAAGUCAGAAGAUAUAGAGGGAGAAGAAGAGACGUAUGUGACUGAUAUAAAGACAGAAGAUAUAGACGGAGAAGAAGAGACAUAUGUGACUGAUAUAAAGGCAGAAGAUAUAGGGGAAGAAGAAGAGGCGUAUGUGACUGAUAUAAAGGCAGAAGAUACAGAGGGAGAAGAAGAGACGUAUGUGAGGGGUAAAAAGCAAUGUAAGGAGGAGGAGAUCCCUACAGAUAUAAGCACCGCAGAUGGACACACAAGCAGGAAUAUCUCAGAAGGACAUCAAAUGUUAUCCCCGGAUUGUGACAUAAAAGAUAAUGACAGUAGACCGGAUUCUCCAGGGGCUUACCCCAUUACCCCAAUUAUACAUCCAGUUCUAUCAGCUGGUCCCUCUGAUCCUGUGAAAUGUUCUCCUGAUCACUCUGAUAUUGGUGCAUCUGUUACAGCUCUGAGAGUAGAUACAGAGUUUCCCUGUUCUAUAGAUGCCAAAUGUUUUACACAGAACACAAAGCCUAUUAACCCACAGACAGGUAAGGCAGGGGAGAGGCCAUUUCCAUGUUCUGAGUGUGGGAAAUGUUUUACACAAAAAUCACAUCUUGUUACACAUCAGAGAACUCACACAGGUGAGAAGCCAUUUUCUUGCUCUGAGUGUGGGAAAUGUUUUACACGGAAAGCAAAUCUUAUUACACAUCAGCGAGGUCACACAGAUGAGAGGCCAUUUCCAUGUCCUGAGUGUGGGAAAUGUUUUACAUACAAAACAACUCUUGUUGCACAUAAGAAAAGUCACACAGCUACAUCACCGUUUUCAUGUUCUGAGUGUGGGAAAUGUUUUACCUGGAAAUCACAUCUUGUUACACAUCAGCGAAGGCACACAGGUGAGAAACCAUUUCUAUGUUCUGCAUGUGGGAAAUGUUUUGCAUACAAAUCUAAUCUUUUUCUACAUCAGAGAAGUCACACAGGUGAGAAGCCAUAUUCUUGCUUCCAGUGUGGGAAAUGUUUUGCACACAAAUCAAAUCUUGUUCUACAUCAGAGAAGUCACACAGGUGAGAAGCCAUAUUCUUGCUUUCAGUGUGGGAAAUGUUUUACCUGGAAAUUACAACUUGUUACACAUCAGCAAAGUCACACAGGUGAGAAGCCAUUUCCAUGUUCUGAGUGUGGGAAAUGUUUUACACGGAAAGCAGAUCUUAUUACCCAUCAGCGAAGUCACACAGGUGAGAAGCCAUUUCCAUGUUCUGCAUGUGGGAAAUAUUUUGCACACAAAUCCAAUCUUGUUCUACAUCAGAGAAGUCACACAGGUGAGAAGCCAUUGCAAAGUCACACAGGUGAGAAGCCAUUUCCAUGUUCUGAGUGUGGGAAAUGUUUUACACGGAAAUCAGAUCUUGUUCUACAUCAGCGAAGUCACACAGGUGAGAAGCCAUUUCCAUGUUCUGCGUGUGGGAAAUGUUUUGCACACAAAGCAAAUCUUGUUCUACAUCAGAGAAGUCACACAGGUGAGAAGCCAUUUUCUUGCUCUGAGUGUGGGAAAUGUUUUACUCGGAAAUCAAGUCUUGUUUCACAUCAGAGAAGUCACACAGGUGAGAGACCACUUCCAUACUCAGAAAUAAAUUAGCUCUUGUUGCACACAAUAGACAUCACUCAGGUGAGGAACCAUUUUAUUCUGGAGUAUACUUAUCAUUGCCAUGUAAUGUUCCGCGAGGUUCUUAUACUAUCUCCUAUGCUUUUUGCAAUAUACAUGCUACUGCAGGGUGAAAUAAUCAGCUGUCAUGCCCUCAUCUACCACUGCUAUACAGAUGACCUGUCUUUUUCUCCGGGUACUGAGAACCCAAUACCAAUCCUAAAUGUCUAGCUGAGCUCCAGGUGUGGGUGAUGACAGUUGGCUGUGACUCAGUCCUAGGGAAACAGGUCCUUAUGAUAGAAGCUCACCAACAAAGGGCAGGGCUACAGCUCAGCUUUACCUACCAACCAGACUAACGCUUGUGGGUAAAGAGUUACAAAAUGCUGAUCAUGUGCGGAAUCUUGGUGUCCUGGAUGGUGGAGUGACACUUAGACAUCAGGUAUCAGCCACAAUCAGAUCCUCAUCUGAGGAACAUAGCCAGACUCCAGCACUUAUUUCCCUUAGAAGAUCUACCUACAGUCAUACGUGUACUUGUAUCAUCACACAGACUACUGCAAUGUCCUCUACCUGGGUCUCCCAGCAAAAGAAUUGCACCGCUUGUAGCUUGUACAGAAUGCAGCAGCCAGGCUGUUACCUAACUAGCCCGUUCCUGCCACAUAUCACCCGUUCUCUGCUCCCUUCACCGGCUGCCUGUAAGAUGGUGACUCUAUUACAUAAUCUGACUCUCCCAGCCCUACAUGACCAGGGUCACAGGUACCAGAAGCAGCUUCUGCCUCCUUACUGCCCUGGUUACUUCCAUCUGCAGUUGAAGGACUGUUACCAGCAGUACCAAGAAUCCCCAAGCAGUGCUGAGAUGUCAGGGAGGAGACAGGGUGGGUGG